ACCUUCCAUUUUCUACCUUCACGACCAACCUUGGCGGGGUCAAACGAACCCCACCUCGAAUCUCAGUCCUUCCGCCCCUCAUCAUGGCACAGAACAGUACCAUCUACGAGGAUGAGGUUGAUUUUGCGACGUUGGCUCUACAGGAUUCAGAGUUCGCCAAAAUAUUGAAAUCAAAUGGACAACUAGACUUCAGUAAUCCAGAGUCUGUUCAGCAGCUCACGAAGUCUCUCCUGAAGAGAGAUUUCAAGUUGAAGCUAAGCCUGCCACCAGACAGGCUCUGCCCUCCAGUUCCAAAUCGUUUGAACUAUAUCAUAUGGAUCCAGAAUCUCCUUGAUACCACUAGCGAUUCUUACAAUGACAAGUACGAUCCUGAAAGAGAGGUCCUGGGCCUAGAUAUUGGGACUGGAGCAAGCGCCAUUUAUCCUCUACUAGGAUGUUCACAACGUCCACAAUGGAGGUUUGCUGGCACAGACAUCGAUGACAAGAGCCUGCAAUUUGCCAGGCAGAAUGUGCUAGAGAACGAACUUCAGAGCAGGAUUAAGCUACUCAAGACUCAACCGAGCGACCCGUUACUUCCUCUUGACAAAAUGGGCUUUGAAAACAUCGAUUUCAGCAUGUGCAAUCCACCGUUCUACGAGUCCAAAGCAGAUAUGUUGACUUCUGCUGCUGCAAAGCAACGACCACCAUUCACGGCAAGUACUGGUUCCGAGAAUGAGAUGGUCACCACCGGUGGAGAAGUAGCGUUUGUCUCACGCAUGAUCGAUGAAAGUCUCAUCCUCAAAGACCGUGUUCAGUGGUAUACUUCUAUGCUAGGAAAGUUUUCAAGCGUGGGAGUCAUUGUGCAAAAGCUUAAAGAGAACAGCAUCGACAAUUAUGCUGUGACUGAAUUUGUCCAGGGGACUAAGACGCGGAGAUGGGCUGUUGGAUGGAGUUUCGAUGAUUUGAGGCCUUUGAUGAGUGUGGCAAGGGGAGUGAGUAGUCUUCAGAAGUCUCUGCUACCCUUUCCAUCAGAAUAUUAUAUUCCUUCAAAAGACGAUCACGUCAAUGUAGGUCUACGCGUCAACGAGACAAUGUCUCAAUUGCCUCUGAAGUGGCAGUGGCGAGGAACCAUAACUACGGGUAUAGGUUUCAGCUCGAAGGCGGUAUGGUCCCGCGCUGCCAGACGCCAUGUGACGAAAGUCGAGAGUGAGAGUAUGGAAGAGGAUGAAAUGGCUCUGGGAUUCAAGAUCCGUGUAGAGCAGCUUCCAGGAGGGCAGCCUGGAUCGAGGACCAUGAUACGCUGGCUCAAAGGGCAUGACAGUGUGCUUUUCGAGAGUUUCUGUGGAAUGAUCAAGAGAAAAAUUGAGGAAGCAAAGAAUUAGUGGAAUAACCAGGAUUGACAUGUCGUUUCACGACAUUUUCAAUUAAGGGAUCCUCUGGUACCGUGUUCCGGCGUGGUAGGAAUCAAAGAAGUAAUCUUAGAUUAGCGACUUCUUAUGAACUUGAAGCGGUUGAUGUGAAGUAUAUGAUUCCGGCUCUCUAAAUGCGGGAAUUACAUGUUCGAAAG
Molecule: messenger RNA, 1546 nt
Organism: Mollisia scopiformis
Lineage: Eukaryota; Fungi; Ascomycota; Leotiomycetes; Helotiales; Mollisiaceae
Product: DUF890 domain protein
Exons: 6
Coding region: 84-1361 (425 amino acids)
Biological process (GO): rRNA base methylation
Cellular component (GO): nucleus
Molecular function (GO): 23S rRNA (adenine(1618)-N(6))-methyltransferase activity
Source: RefSeq, a predicted model, not a curated record